CAAGUCUCGCGGGAACAUCGGCGACGCUUGGAAAAAAGAGAUGUCGACGGUCCCUUCCGCCCGCCGGACGGGUCCCCGUUUCCUGGACGCGGGUUUUAAGGGUCCCCCUCGCGCCCGGGACCUCCGCCGGAUGCAUCACUGUAAACGUUACCACUCACCUGAGCCCGAGCCCUAUAUGAGCCAUAGAUGGAAGAGGCGGCGGUCUCGUAGCAGAGAGCACCAUGAGGGAAGACCACGGUAUCCCACUCUCCGGGAUUUUCCUAGGAGGUCGCGUUCUAGAAGCCAGGACAGAUUGCCUUACCAGAGAGGGUACCGAGACAGGACGGACAGUGAACUCCACAAGUUUGAAGAGCAAAGCCCGUCUUUUGUGGAGGACUAUUACUCUACCCGUCGUUCACGUCACCACAGGAGAUCUCGGGAGCGUCAUCGGACCAGGAAGCACCAACACCGUUGCCGGAAACGCAGGACCAGGUCUUGUAGCAGCACCUCCUCGAGAAGCCAACAGAGCAAUAAGCGCAGCAGGAGCGUGGAAGAUGACAAGGAAGGUCACCUGGUGUGCAGGAUCGGCGAUUGGCUCCAAGAGCGAUACGAAAUUGUGGGCAGCCUUGGCGAAGGGACUUUUGGCAAAGUGGUGGAGUGCGUGGACCACGCCAGAGGCAAAUCUCUGGUAGCUUUGAAAAUUAUUCGAAAUGUGGGCAAAUACCGUGAAGCAGCCCGACUAGAAAUUAAUGUCCUAAAGAAAAUCAAAGAAAAAGAAAAGGACAGUAAACAGCCUAGCCUGUGUGUCUUGAUGUCGGACUGGUUCAACUUCCAUGGCCACAUGUGCAUCGCCUUUGAGCUGCUGGGCAAAAAUACUUUUGAGUUUCUGAAAGAGAAUAACUUCCAGCCCUACCCUCUUCCGCAGAUAAGGCACAUGGCCUACCAGCUCUGCCAUGCCUUGAAAUUUCUGCACGACAACCAGCUGACUCACACGGAUCUCAAACCUGAAAACAUCUUGUUUGUAAACUCGGAGUUUGAUACCUUGUACAAUGAGAAAAAGAACUGUGAAGAGAAAUCUAUCAGGAACACCUGCAUCCGGGUGGCAGAUUUUGGAAGCGCCACUUUUGACCAUGAGCAUCAUACCACUAUUGUGGCGACUCGGCACUACCGGCCGCCAGAAGUGAUCUUGGAGCUGGGCUGGGCACAGCCUUGCGAUGUCUGGAGCAUCGGUUGCAUCCUCUUUGAAUAUUACCGGGGAUUCACACUUUUCCAGACUCAUGAGAACCGAGAACAUCUAGUAAUGAUGGAGAAAAUCCUCGGCCCGAUGCCGCAGCACAUGAUCCGCAAAACUCGGAAACAGAAAUAUUUUCACAAAGGGAAUUUAGUAUGGGACGAGAACACGUCUGAUGGAAGAUACGUGCAAGAGAACUGCAAACCACUACAGGAGCCAUUUAUGGCUCCCUGUCCCUUCUUCUCUCCUCAGACGUACAUGCUCCACAAUUCCGCCGAGCACCUGCAGUUGUUUAACCUGAUGAUGCAAAUGUUAGAGUUCGAUCCUGCGCAGCGGAUCACGUUCGGCGAAGCUCUGGUCCACCCCUUCUUCGCCGGCUUAUCUGCAGAGGAACGGCGGCUGACUAACCGAGACUCGAGCCGCGAUUUAAGCAGAUGACAGACCGGUCAAGGGGAGCUCCCAGCAGGAUAUGUAAAUACUCUGAGAUUAGUCUGACCUCUGCCAAGGAACAACGUCAAGGGUCCCGCCCCUUCCCCGGAGCACCAUGGACUGCGUUGUUAGUGCCAUCUCAGAUCGGACAUGGGAGGGGAAUGGGACCGCAGUCCAGAAGCACAGAUUUCUCUCGUAAUUUAUAUGUUGUAAAGUUCAAAUAAAGUGUUUCAUAUUGUUUGAUAA
This is a messenger RNA of Pantherophis guttatus, 1885 nucleotides long. It is a transcript of the gene CLK3, whose product is annotated as CDC like kinase 3. Gene Ontology annotation, biological process: regulation of RNA splicing; peptidyl-tyrosine phosphorylation. Gene Ontology annotation, cellular component: nucleus. The record is from RefSeq and is a predicted model, not a curated record. NCBI's taxonomy places the organism in Eukaryota, Metazoa, Chordata, Lepidosauria, Squamata, Colubridae. Gene Ontology annotation, molecular function: protein serine/threonine kinase activity; ATP binding; protein tyrosine kinase activity.